UUGCAUGACAAUAUUUUAGGUUCACAAUAAUUAAAAUUAGACUGGUUUGUAUUUCUCACUGAACAAUAUGGCUGCCAUUUUCACCCCAUUCUGGAGGUUCGGACUAGAGGGAAUAAAGCUACAGCUACUUUUUCAUUGCAGGUUAGGAUAAUUAACGUGGCAGGUUACGAUACUUAGGUUAAGGUUUGGAAAAGGGUUAGGAGUAGGAAAGGAAGAGUCGAAGCGAAAGGGAUAACUAGGCCCAAAAGCUGUCUUCUCCAGCAGGUGGCGUUAUUUCUGCUCACCAAGCGAGGAGUUUUUGUAUCGAGGUCAAUGAGAGAGUGUCGACAUUUGUAAACAAAACAUUUAAUGUCUUAUUUGCUAGGUGGGGCUAUUUGAUCGAAUAGAUAAGUUUCAUAAUGCGGGUUUUUAAGAGUGUACUGAUACAAGUAGGACACUUGACAUCCCGGCAACUUUGAGAAAAUACACUUUAUAUCGGAGUCGUGCCUGUUGUUCACAUGCAUAUCUGCCCUCUCUUUGGCUAGAAUGGUAACAACUGAUCGUACCUCUUCCCGACUGCCUUCCAUUUUUGAAGACAUUUAUUUUCAUUGUUAAAGCGGCCACUAUAGUAUGUGGUCAAUAUAAUGUAUUUGGUUAGGGUUAGCUAAAAUGUUAUCCUAACCUACGACGAAAAGCCUCUACCGGUCGUGCCUGUAUUCCCUCAAGUCACAAUCCAUUCUGGAACUUUUGAGGGUUUAUAGCCUCUCUAGUAAGCAGCCAGGUACUUAGGUGGAGCCAGCCUGCAUGGAUUAUCGCGCUCACUAGCCAGCACACGUAACAGGUGGAGCCGUAAAAUCAUAUGGAAUCAAAUCAAAUUGAAGAUACUUUGGAUACAUUUCUAACGGUGUAGACUUAAAAGAAAUACCACUAUAGCCAGAUGAGAGCCUCUGGACCAGCAUAAAGAUCCCCUGAAUCGGGAAGGUUGAGCGGCCUCAUUCUACAACAGUACCUGGCUGGGACAGCAUGGAUUCUCUCCUGAGCUACAGAAGAGGUAGCAGCAGCGACAAACAUUUUGAUGUUGGAGGCUGACCCCGACAUAGCCAUCGACCAUCGGAAUACUAAGGUUGGAGUCUCUAUAGAGACAUGAACUGCUGUCCUUGAUCCACAGUGCGUUAUGGUGUGAGCAGGACUAAGCAGCGCUCCCACACAUCCCCUCCCACCCGGGCACCAAGCCAUGUCUCCUCUCUCUGCCCUGGGUGUUUUCUGUGGAUUGUUCCUUCAUAUAUGUCUCAGUAAAUACAACACUCACAGUUGUAUCCCACGGAAGAGUGUCCUCUACCAGGGCAAUAUGAAACUGUUCAGAGAGGAAGGGAUUUGGAACUACUCCACCAUGUUGGUUCGAGAGGAUCUGGGCCUGCUGCUGCUCGGGGCUCGAGAGGCAGUCUAUGCCCUGGACAUCAAUGAUAUCUCCAUCAAGAAGUCUGGGGUGUAUUGGCGGGUCACUGAGGAGAAACAGAGGGAGUGCACGUACAAAGGGAAACGCGCUGAAAUCGAAUGCCGUAACUACAUCCGGACGCUGCAUAAAGUGGAUGACAGCAGAAUGUAUGUGUGCGGGACAAAUGCUUUCAGCCCCACUUGUGAUUACAUGACCUACUCUGAAGGACAGCUGAGACUAGAAGAAGUGCAGGAGGAGGGAAAAGGGAAAUGCCCCUUUGAUCCCUUCCAGAAAUACUCCUCCAUCAUGGUCGGAAAUGACCUGUACUCUGCUACCUCCAUCAACUUCCUGGGCUCAGAGCCUGUGGUUCUCCGCAGCUCCUCCUCUGUGCUCCGCACUGAGUUCAAGAGCUCCUGGCUCAACGAGCCAAACUUUGUAUACAUGGACCUUGUCCCCGAGAGCAAUAACAACCCAGAGGGUGAUGACGAUAAGGUCUACCUGUUCUUCAGCGAGAACGCCAUGGAGUAUGACUUCUACAACAAGCUCAUGGUGUCACGAGUGGCUCGUGUCUGCAAGGGGGAUAUGGGCGGCCAGCGGACACUCCAGAGGAAGUGGACGUCGUUCCUGAAGGCUCGUCUGGACUGCUCUCUGCCAGAGCCCAGCCUGCCAUCCAUUGUACAGGAUGUCUUCCUGCUCAAAAAUGAUGACUGGCGCAAAAGUGUUUUCUACGCAGUGUUCACUCCCCAGUCGAGCUCGUCCGACAUGUCUGCAGUGUGUGCGUAUAGUGUGUCAGCCAUCGGAGACGUGUUUGAUAAGGGGAAGUUUAAGACGCCAGUGACUGUGGAGACGUCCCAUGUGAAGUGGGUCAUGUACAGUGGAGAGGUGCCCACCCCAAGACCUGGAGCUUGCAUUAACAACGCAGCAAGGGCCCUUGGGAUGGAGCGCUCCCUGGACCUGCCAGACAAGACCCUGCAGUUCAUCAGGGACCGGCCCCUCAUGGACGAGGCCGUGCACCCGCUGACCGGCCGUCCGCUGCUGGUCAAAAGGGGAGCCAUGUUCACACGCCUGGUGGUGGACAGCGUGCUAGCUCUGGACGGGGAGAGAUACGCAGUCAUGUUCAUCGGCACAGAGAACGGCUAUGUGCAGAAGGCAGUGAACUACGCUAGGGAGAUGUUCAUCAUUGAAGAAAUACAACUGUACCAGACCCCAGAGGCUAUCAGGACCCUGCGUCUCUCUAGCACGGGUCAGCUGUAUGCAGGCUCUGAGUAUGGAGCUGUGCAGAUGCCUCUGAGUGACUGUGGCCGUUAUGAGUCGUGUCUGGACUGUGUCUUGGCCAGAGACCCUUACUGUGGCUGGGACCUUUCCACUGGCCUCUGCUCUGCUGUGGCCAGCUCACUCUCUGCCUCAGACACCACGAACAUGAUUCAAAGUCUAAAAGAUGGUGACAACUCACAAUGUCCGAAAUCAGAGACCAUGAAGCCAGAGAACUACACCUUAGUUCCUGGCAACAACAUCAAGCUGCCGUGCCAGCCUGACUCCAACCUGGCACAGGUACAGUGGCUCUUCUCAGGGCAACCGCUGCUCUCUGACACCAAGUACUACAUCUACAACGAGGGCAUCCUCAUCCUCAAUGCCUCUGCCACCGAUGCCGGCCAGUACACCUGUGAGUCUGUUGAGCAGGUGAACAGCCGACCGUACACCAGGACAAUGGCAGUCUAUCAACUGUGGCCCCACACUAACAUAGAGGAGGAGCAGAGUGAGACGACGACAGAGUCCCCCCAUAGUCACAGUACCCCAUUACCAGAGCUCCCGGAGGAGCCAAAAACUUUGGAUACCCCUCUCCCCCCUGAGUCACAGUGUGAAGACAGCAGGGUGGUAGGGCUGCAGGUGGUGGUGGUGAUCCUCUCUCUGAUGCUGGUUGGUCUAGUAGCCUGGAAUCUGUAUAAAGGAUGCUUUAGAAACAGAUUCUCCGAGAACUCAGGCUCUGGCCAGGUGAAAAGGCUGUCGGUUGACAUUCAAAACAAUAUAACUUCAGAGUUCAAGCUGCUGGGACCUACACCCAGUCACAGUGCUGACAAGAAUCACCAUGCUAUCAUAGCCUUCAAAGGGAAUGGGGAACACCACUUCUCUCCUGGAAUCAACAUUUCCACUGUGGAUGGUUUGGGGUACAUUGAUGAUGAGUCAGAGAUCUGACCCUCAGUGUUCACCACUCUCUGGGGUUUGCGCUCUCUCACCAGGCAGCUGAUUUAAGACACUAGCGCAGUGUCAAGCUCUGGACAUUGGACUUGUGUUGGGCACGUUUGUGUUAUUUUUCUAGGAAUUGUCCUUAACAUUUGCCCACCACUACAUCUCCCUAGAUUGAAUGUAUUUUGUUUAGUCAUUGCAUAAGGCGAAUACAUUGUACAUCCCUGUGUUAAAUAUUUUGUACAGUCAUAUAUAUUGCAAAUAUUUAUUUGUAUUAAUGUAAGAUAUGUAAUUACCUCAUAAUCAGGAUGUGAUAUCUGAAGUAAAUAAGACCAUAAUACUAAUAUUUUUGUCGUACAUACUUGUUAAGAUCUACAAAUAUCCUAAGCAUUUCAUUCUACGGACCAGUAAUGAUUAUUCCAAACCUUUUUAAGUAGAUCAAGACAAAACAGCCAUGGACCAAAUACAAAUAAUUGAACUUGGACAUAACUUUGACUGCACAUUCUCUUGACUUGCGUCUUGUUUAAAUGUCUCUCAGAACCAACUGAAUAAUAGGAACAUUGUUUCUCUCUUCUCCUUUUCACCAGCAGCACUUUGUCAUUACACUCAGUGUUGCUUCACAUUUGAUGUAAAAUAAGUAAUUUAGAGAUCAGUGUUUGGAGUUAGCUGCCUUCUAUCAUGAUUGUAACUCUUAGUUCUAGAUUAAACUCAAUCAAGGGAUCAAAGUUGUCAUGUUGUCACAACCAUAACUUCCAUUUUGGUCAUUGCUAUUAGGAAUUUUAUAAUUAUUUCACAAGUUGUUUUUUCGCUUUUUAUUGGCAUUGGAUUCAAACACAUUAGUUAUCCUGACUAGCGGGAAUUCUGCUGUCAUCUUCAUGUAACAACAAUAUCCACGAGAGCGGUCUCUUAUCAAGGGGUUUACCUGCCCAAGGGGUAUAUUUAAGUGUUCGAUACCCUAGCAACUGACAAUGUCACUUAUUUCACUGGAAUUUGUUUUUCUACUGGGAGUUUGUUUUUGUAUUACACAAUGACGGACAGAUGAGGUGGUCUGUGUUGUCCCAGCCAGCCAUUGUCAUCUUUGAAAGCAGUUAAUACAGUAUUGGUAUGGA
This is a messenger RNA of Coregonus clupeaformis (lake whitefish), 4707 nucleotides long. RefSeq names its product semaphorin-4E. Gene Ontology annotation, molecular function: semaphorin receptor binding; chemorepellent activity. The coding region runs from base 1214 to 3607 and encodes 797 amino acids. NCBI's taxonomy places the organism in Eukaryota, Metazoa, Chordata, Actinopteri, Salmoniformes, Salmonidae. Gene Ontology annotation, biological process: semaphorin-plexin signaling pathway; positive regulation of cell migration; negative regulation of axon extension involved in axon guidance. The transcript is spliced from 15 exons. The record is from RefSeq and is a predicted model, not a curated record.